This is a messenger RNA of Dreissena polymorpha, 8836 nucleotides long. RefSeq lists its product as uncharacterized. The record is from RefSeq and is a predicted model, not a curated record. The transcript is spliced from 12 exons. NCBI's taxonomy places the organism in Eukaryota, Metazoa, Mollusca, Bivalvia, Myida, Dreissenidae. The coding region runs from base 310 to 3129 and encodes 939 amino acids.
AACGGUCUAUAAAUUGUAUGCGAUGAAUCAUGGAGUGGUUGACGUAAGACUAGAUAAGGAAAAACCCAGUGACAAGCUGUUAUCUAUCGAGUUUGAGCAAACAUCCAUUACUGGUAGUUGAAGCGCUUCAAGCAGGCGUUUGUACAUGUAAAGAAACUUCAUUUUAGAAAUUGAACAUUAUUUAGGGGACAUUACACGGUGGUUUAGAGCUCGAACAUAAACGCAAGGGUGUUGAAUUACUUUCGCCAACAUGUACAUUUCGAAUUGAACACACUACUAGUAUAUAGGUGACAGGGAGGAAACAUCAAAAUGAAUGAACUUAUCACGGAUCGCGGUUUGAGAAACUGGAUAAAGGCGUGUUUAGGAUUAAAGUGUGUCAGGGAUGGCAUGCUUCCGUUUAUGGAAAGGAAGUGCGAAGACAUGUACGCAAACAAUGAAACAUUCACCAAAAGCAUUACUAAAUUAACAACAUAUUUAUGCAGUGUUUGUUGUGUAAAGGAUGUUAAACCAAAUCAUUCUAUGAAAAACUGUCCUGCAAAAAGACAGUUGGGUGGAAAAACAAAAUGCGCAUGUACUAAUAAGAAAAAACAACUAUGCCCUCAUGGAGGUGCGUGUGGGGUUAUGUACGACAGAAUUAUGAACGACCAUGUCAAUAUGGCCCCUCGGUGGGACAACUCAGAUUGUCAAAAAUGGUACUUGAACGGAUGGGAACAGAUGAAGUGUUUCAUAGAAAUACCCGGAUAUAAAGAAAAGGCACAUAUUUCGCAGGCAGAUGUAACUGCUUUUGUGCACAUUUGUCAGAACAACAAAACUUUAUAUACGAUAUUUAAAUCACAUUUAGGUAAACUAAUGCAGGUCCGGUCAGAUCGCAACGAGAUUUACCAUUCUGGAGAUUUGGAUUUAACAGAUGACAAGUUGAAAGAAUAUCUUGCAAACAUGAAAGCUGUACUCAAUAUAGCUGUGUUUAACGCUUUUACAAGUGAUAUCCAGGAACAGUUGGAUAAACUGGCAAAAUUAGAGGCUGAUGUCGGCAUUGAAGUUGAUACGGAAACAGAAAUUGAAGCACGUAAAGAAGCAUUGAAUGCUUUGAUCGAAGACACAAGCACGUUAGAAGAGCGAAUUGCGAACACACCCGCUGAUGAACCAGAAUUAAGUAUCCAACAAGCCCAGUUUGCAGUUUUACAGGACUCCCACAUGAGAAGCAUUGCGGAUCGCUUGAAAGGAAUAAAAGAUGAAUUCAAUCUCUGCGCAAAGUUUCUACUUGAACAAUCAACCGAAUUGAAAAGCAUUACCGCGGGAGUUCAUGUAAAUACAAAGGCCUUUGAAGCGUUACAAAAGGAACUAGUGCAACAAUCCGAACUCAUCCGUGGUAUCGAAGUUGCUACUGUAAAGACCAACUUAGUUGUAACUAAAAGCUACAAAACGUUAAAAGACGUUGAGUGCGAUGUAAAAACGAUUCUACUGAUAUUCAAGGAAAUUUUUAAGCAUAAUAGACCUCACGUCAGAAAUAUUAAUGGGUCGAUUGUUGCUGAAAUAAAGGGGACAUCUGACGAAAAGCAAUUAUCAAAUGAAAUUGUACAGGCAUUCCGUAAUAGAAAAUUAACUCCUGACCAAGAAGCUAACGGUGAUUUUAACAAUGUCGUUAUGGAUGUAAUAAAAGCUGUUGAAGCGGACGGAAAUGAUAUCAUCGAUGUACGCACCGGUAGCAUAAUCAUUAAUAUCCUAUGCCCGUCCUUGACCAACUGGAUAACCCUAUGCGAGAAAUGCAUUGAUGGCAGGAUGACACGGCGGUUCAAACCGUUACAAGAUUACUUGAGGAAAAACACAAGCUUUGGAAAUCUAACAAUUACGGUCGACAUGCUGGAAACAGAUUUUGUUGAAUCAGUUGACACAAUUGUCAAGCAGUUAUAUCCACACUUGAUUGCUGCCUUACCUCAAAACAUGCACCGUCCAGAUGGAAUCGAAAACACAAAUGUACAGCAAAUGAAUGCCAUGUUAACGUGCCUCCUGGACAACUCAUAUCAGUAUUCCCAUCAAAAACAUAUUGCAGAUAUUCAGAUACACCGUGCGCAUAGAAUUCAAUGUCCAGAAACGCAGAUCGACAAUGGUCAAACAACAUGGGUCAGAGUUGACCAAAUUUGCACGGGAUCGAAAACCGAUCAGAACGAAACACCACCGACAAGUGAAACUUUGUCAGUUCAAAACACCUUUUCAGGGACGCACACCGACCUAAACGUUAAGGAAGAUGCAAUAUCGACUGACUUGGAAGCUUGCGGACGUAAAAUUUACGAUGUCACGCAGCCCAAAAUCAAGCAAUCCAAUCACGAUGAACGCUACCAAGUGACGUCGCGGAAUUCUGAUGGCUCAAUAUCGAUUGCAAGUUUUCGAGAGAGCCUAAUGUUUCGCCCACGGAACUCGGAGCAUUUGUAUCGAUCGAUUGGCACGAAUACGGCGGUUACUUCUAGAAGCUCCACCGAUCCGGAAUUAAGGAAAGAAAGUUGGGCUUUUGGUUCCCCUCACAUGAUGCCUGACAUGUCUUUGGAAAGGGAAGACACCCCAAGAAGAGGGUUAAAGCGAGAUAGGGCAUAUAAUAAACCAUUCUCCACCAGUUCGAUGUCUGUUUUCGAGGAAAGUCUUCACAAAGGGUUGAAAGCCUUGGAAAGUGACGAUGUCACGCAGCCCAAAAUCAGGCAGUCCAAUGACGAUAUGCCCUACCAGGUGAGGAAGCGGCAUUCUGAUGGAUCGCUUGUUCCUCCUGGUUUUGUCGCGAUACAUCCUCCACCUUCUUUGCCCCUGUAUCGACCCUCCAGAACGGAUACGGAGGUGACAUGUAGCAGCUCCACCAGUCCAACAGGAAGCUGGAAUUCUGGUUUCUCGGCGACACAGUCUUUCGAAGAAUGGCAGAAAAUGAAUAUGGAUGCUGUUCCCAAAGUCGAAACCAACGCUAUACACAUGCCCAUAGAUCGAUCCAGAUUCCAUAAAAGAAAGUCCAAGGAGUCCCCGUCUGCCAUAAUGUUGAGUGAUACAGAUAAUGAAAUUCGAACUCCUCUUGUGAAGCGAAUUCAAGACCUUAUGGCUGGCAACGUUCCCGGCGUUAAAGAUGGGGCAGGAGGAAACAUGAUGGAGUGACAGGAAAUUUUAAUGUUACAGACGUAAAGGCGGAAUUACCACAUGCAUCUGGUACUGUAGGAGUAGAAAAAGAGAAAUAUGCAUUCAGUUUCACUAUAACCCAAAACAGGAACUUGCUGUUAAAAGCACUAUUUCAGCAGGCACUUUUGAGAGAAAUAGCGACGUCGGGCAUACAAGAUGCGUUUGUGUUUAAAGAUUAUCAAAUAAUUGUUGUUUAAAUUCGAAACUUGAUUUGUUGAUGGUAUGACGACAAUGGGAUCAUAUCGCACCGCGUUUUCACACAAUCCCACUAUUGUCAUUGAAUACGUGUGUUAUCAUCAUCAUUAUACAAUCGAGACAUCGGACCUUGUCAUCUCAUUGUCGUGUCAUCCUGCUUGUACGGAAUCCGGAUAGUGCCAUUUAUAAUCUCGACCUUCUUUCAUCAAGGGCGACACACGAAACACAAUAUUUUGCGCGACAGUCGCGGCGACGCACGAUAUUUUGCGCGACAGUCGCGGCGACGCACGAUAUAUUUAACACGAAAUAUCGCCUUUGUGCGACAGUCGCCCUUUUGUAUGUGAUAUCUCGCCCUUUGAACACGACCGUCGCCCUUUGAACACGACCGUCGCUCUUUAUGAACGCGACCAUCGCCCUUUUAUAUGCGAUAUCUAGCCCUUUGAACACGACCGUCGCCCUUGAACACGACCGUCGCCAAUUAUGAACGCGACCGUCGCCCAUUAUAUGCGCGAUAACCUUUUGUAAAUAUAUAAGUUCGUAUUUAAAAAAAGCAAAAAACUAGGUAUGUUACAUAUUUAUGUCCAAACUUUUUCAUUUUAAGACCAAUAUUUUUUCAUCAAAAAUAUUAGUGAACUUAUGUGGUUAAAUCGUGGCGAUAUUAAGUGAUUUAGUAUGAGUAGGAGAGAAGUUUAAAUGAAGUUUCUCGCUAAUGUUUAUAUUUUGAGCACAUUGCAUGGGAAUCUGACAAAUGUUUUUAUUCAUAACACUUUCCAAAGCGGUUUAAGAUGCCAAUGUACAUCAAUAUAUAUUGGUCAAUUAACUGGACAGCGUUGCUGGUGAAUAAGCCUCUUGAAAUGUAAUUGUCCAUGUUUAUAAAAGUAAAAUAAUACAAUCUAAACACAAUGUAUAAACUAUUAAAACAAUCCGUCCGACUGAAGCCGCCCAUCGACGUCUACAAUGCUUGGUCUUUCGAGAAGAAUAUAUAUAAGAAACCUAUAGGCUGGAACUUAUUACAUGUUACUCUGGUUAAAGCACGAGCUUGAUUUUCUACACUCUCCGAAUGUCAACUUUGUACAAAUGCAAAAUGUCUGGCCUUUGUAGUUGUAGUAUCAAGUAUGAUUUUCAAUAUACAGAAGGGGACAAGAAUGUAUAUACUCUAUCGUGUACUUUCUAAAAAGGCCUGUGCUUUUUUCCAUAACUUCAUGCUUCCUGUUCUUGAGAUCACUGCACUAUCCCUUUUGAUAUAUUUGUGCUUUCUAACAGUUUGUGUAUAUAUAAGCAGUCACGUAUGCGUGUGAUACCUCAAUGUGAAUAUUAACAUAAGUUUAAUGAUUGUUUAUCAUGUCAGCAUGUUCAGGUUCAUAUUUUCCAUAAUGCAUGUACGACAUUAAUGCAACCAUCUUUUUUCCAGAUAAGAAUACCAAUUAUCUGGGAACCUUAUGCGUAUGUCUUACGUUUGAGCUUGUUUUUAUGAUCAGAAAUAUUCUCUACUUAUCAUCUUAUUAGAUGGAAUCCUUACAAUUGUUUGCAUUUUUGCUACCCAGCUAGUAUGACCCAUGAUGUUGUUGCUUGAAUUAAGAAAAAAAAUGUGUGUUAUAUAUUCAGAUGUUUUUUUAUGCUCCCCAAAAAUGUUUUGGGGGAGCAUAUAGUCGCCGCUUCGUCCGUCCGUGCGUCCGUCCGUGCACAAUUUUUUGUCCAAGCUAUUUCUCAGCAAUUAAUGACCGGAAUUCAAUUAAACUUUAUGGGAAGCUUCACUACCAAUAGGAGAUGUGCAAAUUAUCAGCCGGUUCUGGUCGGAUGAUUUUUCACAGAGUUAUGGCCCUUAGAAAUUUUUCAUUAACUGUUCAUAUAGUGUAAUUCUUGUCCGGGCUAUUUCUCAGCAACUAAAGACCGGAAUUCAAUGAAACUUUAUGGGAAGCUUCACUACCAAGAGGUCAUGUGCAUAUUAUCAGCCGAUUCUCGUCAGAUGAUUUUUCACAGAGUUAUGGGCCUUUGAAAUUUUCCAUUGUACAUAUAGUGCAAUUCUUGUCGGAGCUAUUUCUCAGCAUAUUAUUACGGGAAUUCAAUGUAACUUUAUGGGAAGCUUCACUACCAACAGGAGAUGUGCAUAUUAUCAGCCGGUUAUGGUCGGAUGAUUUUUUACAGAGUUAUGGCCCUUUGAAAUUUUCUAUAAACUGUACAUAUAGUGCAAUUCUUGUCCGGAUUUUUUCUCCCCAACUACUGACUGGAAUUCAAUGAAACUUUAUGGGAAGCUUAACUACCUUGAGGAGAUGCACAUGUUAUUUGUGGGUUCUGGUAAGAUGAUUUAUUUAGAGAGUUAUGGUCCUUUGAAAUUUUUAAGUUGCUGAACCAUCCAUCGUAUUAUUUUGUCCAAAGUUAUGCCCCUCAAGACGUUUCCUUUUAUCUGAAUAUAUAGUGCAAUAUUGUGACAAAAAAAAACCUUUGGGGAGCAUCACCCAUAUCCGACGGUUUCUUGUCUUUUCAUGUGUUCAUAUAACCCACAAUUUACAUAUUCUAUAUGGAUGAUAGUGUUAGAAUUGUAAUUGUAAUCUUAUGCAUGUAACAAGAUGUCAGUGAAACUAUUGAAUUAAGACUAAAACAUAUAAUAAUCACAUUCAUAUGAUUAUUAAAUUUAGGAUGACUAUAUUAUUUUUGUUGGGUUUUUGUAUAUGCUUCAAAAUAUAAAUACAUCCGCUAUAUUGACGAAUUUUUACACUUUAUCCAGUCAUUCAGUGCUACCAAUUACUAGAUAACUUAUGCAAUGUUAUGCCUUCAAAUCCAAAGUUAAGAUUAAAUGGUUUAAUGUGAAAUGUAUUGCUUUUUAAAGGAAGUAAAAGUGGAGGACUUAAAAUCAUCCUUUUAUUUUUUCAUUUAACACUUUAUAACUAGCAGUUCUUCAUUAAUAUAUUUAAAAACUCUUACUUCAUUUUUGCUGUCAAAUGAAGUUUGUUUUUAAGUGUUGAGUGAAAUUUGGAUGUAAAAUACAAUUACACUGUCUGAUUCAAUAUUACGUCUUUCGGAGUAUUCUUUAUUCUCAUAUAAAACAGUUACAAAAUCAUUAGAACAAAUAACAUACUUGUCAAAAAUGUACCUCUCCUACAUGCUGAAUAAAUUAUUCUGAUACUACAAAUUAACAAGAGUGCCAAACUGUCACAAAAUACGCCCGUUUGAAGGUUUUGGACAACUGGAUAAUUUUACCAUGACCCAUAUUAGAACUUGACCUACGUAUCAUCUAGACACAACUUGUGACCAAAUUUUGUGAAGAUCGGAUGAAAACUACAUCAAUUAGAGAGCGGACACCAUGCUUAAUGCUUGAAAUUCACAAACUGACCUCAUGACCUAGUUUUUGACCCGGCAUGACCCAUAAUUGAACUUGACCUAGAUAUCAUUUAGACACAACUUCUGAACAAAGUUGGUGAAGAUCGGAUAAAAACUACUUCAACUAGAGAGCGGACACCAUGCUAAAUCCUUAAAAUGCACUAAGUGACCCCGUGACCUAGUUUUUGACCCAGCAUGACCCAUAUUCAAAAUUGACCUAGACAUUGUCUAGAAACAACUUUAGACCAAGUUUGGUGAAGAUCGGAUGAAAACUACUUCAAUUAGAGAGCAGACACCAUGCUAAAUCCUUGCAAUGCUCUAAGUGACCCCGUGACCUAGUUUUUGACCCGGCAUGACCCAUAUUCGAACUUGACCUAGAUAUUGUCUAGAUACAACUUCUGACCAAGUUUGGUGAAGAUCGGAAGAAAACUACUUCAAUUAAAGAGCGGACACCAGGCUUAAUCCUUGACAUUCACUAAGUGACUCCAUGACCUAUUUUUUGACCCAGCAUGACCCAUAUUGAUUCUUGACCUAGACAAUGUCUAGAUACAACUUCUGACCAAGUUUGGUGAAGAUCGGAUGAAAACUACUUCAAUUAGAGAGCGGACACCAUGCUUAAUCAUUGAAAUGCACUAAGUGACCCCUUUACCUAGUUUUUGACCCGGCAUGACCCAUAUUCGAACUUGACCUAGAUAUUGUUUAAAUACAACUUCUGACAAAGUUUGGCGAAGAUCGAAUGAAAACUAUUUGAAUAAGAGAGCGGACACUGCUGUGGACGCCGCCCGCCCGCCGCCCGCCACGGGUGAAACUAUAAUACGUCCCGUUUUAAAAAACGGGCGUAUAAAAAGGAACAAAAGUGAUUAUAUAAGUGCAUUUUUGGUACAAAAUUAAAAUGCUUGUUAAACUUUAGUUUUCACUUUAUGAAUAAUUGAUUAUAUAACUAUAUGUAUUCUACAAAAAAACUAACUUAUUGUUUACAUGAUCAAAUUUAGACAAACAAAUAAUUAUUUACAUUUAAUGAUCCUAAUUAAAAUGUUUCCAGUACAAGGUUUGAUGAAGCUUGAAAGUAAAUAGAAAUUCUGCAUUAGAGAUAUCGAUAUUAUAAAACUAUUUAUAAUAGUCUUUAUUAUAGUAAUUGGCAUAUCUAACUUAUACCUUAGCUAUGUUUAUGUUAUAAGUUUAUGCAACAUAAGUAAAACUGUUUUGGUAAUCAAAUGUUAAAGCAUGUGUACUUCUAUUACAUAGAUUAAUCCUAAAUAGAAGUUGUCAUAAAUUUGUUCAGGCUUUGAUCCAUGUGUAUGAAACUUGUGUUUGUCCCAUGUUAAUCUGAAAAUAUUUGAAAAAAAGUCUUAUUUGUUGCUGCCUCAGAUUGACAUCUAUUGUUGCCUACUUAAUUGUGCAAAACUUAAACCUCACUGUUGCAUAACCACCGGUAUCGAUUUUUGAGUUAUGCUUUUAUUACAUGUAUACAUUUGUAAAAAGUCUACGUCAAUAAUACGUUUUUGUUAUGAACUAAUGAUCACAUGAAAAUAACAAUAAUCUGCCAUAAGAAUUCUAAAAGUAGUUAAUUAAGUGAUUUUUUACAUAACUUAAACAAAGUUAUUCAUUUCUAAAAAACAUUAUAUUGACUUAUUUCUGCAUUGAAAAAUGCGUCGAAUGAGACAAAAUAAAUCUAAUCCAUUUUGUUGUUUUAAUAUUCAAUCGACUUAAUAAAUUUUAAUAACAUUAUGUUGAUUGAUAUCUACUCUUAAAAAUACUACGAAGAAUACUUAUUUAAACAUAACAUUUCGAAAAAUAAUCCUGAAAUUAACUAUUAACUGAUUGCAUAUGUUCGUUUAUCUUUGUUAUGUUUAGCCAAGCUGCCGUUACACAUAUUGUCAUUUUUACUUUGACGUUUUUCUCUGUUUAUUGUGUAUUUUGUUGUUGUUUCCGUACAUUGUAUGUAGGUCUUGCUUAUUGCGUGUGUAUAGACGCACUUGCUUUAACAUUCAUUAUACAUGUAUAUUUCUUUUUUCGUUCUUACCUUAAAAUAUUGUCUUUAAACUGCAGAGGCAUCCAGUAUAAAAAGAAAAGAUAACAAGUAUUUCGAUAUUUAAAAGAAACAAAUUGUGACAUAUUCUGUUUUCAAGAGACACAUUUUGUUUGCGAACAAUAUAAAACCAUUUACUCUGAA